AUGGUCUCCCGCAAGUCGAAGACAUUCACCGGCUGCUUCACGUGUCGCUCGAGGAAAAUCAGAUGCGAUCUCCAUCGCCCACAAUGUCUCAACUGCCGAAAAUCGGAUCUCACGUGCUCAGGCUACGACAUAAAGCUUUGCUGGCUGCUUCCAGUCAAAUUCACGCCCAAUGGGCGCAAUCCCAUCCAGGGCCGCGUCGUCUUUCCCAAAGAAGACAAGCGGGCCAGCUUUUUCCAGCGACGAAGAGUGUCGUUUGUAGUGUGGGAAAAGGCCUACGAGACGUAUGACGACAUGGACCACGACCUCAACAUGCUCCGGCCAGGGCCCGGAACGACUUUCCAGGGCCCCUUUGGUGUAUUCCGACAAGAACGCAACAGUCUUGAAAACGACGCCCUCCAAGCCAAAACAGCACCUACAUCGAGCCAGUCGCCUGCCGAGCAGACUUCUGUGGCGCCCAAGGCCAGCCCGAACGGCACGGCGGCGCUCCAGCCGGGCCACAACGUGGGGCUCGCCAACUUGGAGUUGGAGCAGAAUUUCUCGGGCGAGCUCUGGCUCUCGACCGAGUUGCGUGAGCACGCUCUUCUCACGGCCGCAGCGCUCAACGGCGACCCGCAGUUUCUUGACUUUGCGCCGCCCGACGAGCAGACCGACUUGUUGGACUUGGUGUUCCACCGACGGCAGGAGCACGCGAGCGGGCCGUCCAGCUUCGCCUUCGCCGAGCCGUUGGAGAUCCAGCUCCAUGCGGCGCCGCACGAUCGCGACGGCGCCCGCAUGCCCGAAGCCCUCAUGGAAAUCGUGCGCCGGCCGCCCGACUUGGCCUUUGACGUUUCGCACCCAAACGGCCUUCCCGUGCCCACCACGGCGUUCCAUGUCCAGCCUUUGACACGCUACUUGCUCCACUACUACGUCAACCACGUGGCCGACUUGAUGACGGUGCUCCCGUUGACGGACAACCCGUGGAAAAGCAUCUACUUCCCAAGAGCUCUUCUGGCCAUCGGAGAACUAGCAGCUUUAGGCCAGACGUCGGCAGCGAAAAAUGCGCUUCUCAACGCCCUCUUGGCCGUGGCCGCGUUCAACUUGCAGAGUAAGUUUGCCAAGGGAUCGCCGCAGAUGCGGUUCUACCUUGACUUGGGCAUCCGGCUCCGCAACCAGGCCAGUCUUUUCGUCAAGGCGUUGCUUGGGCCCAACGACUCGGCUGCAGGCGUGGCCCGGUGUGUGGCGCAGGAAAAGUACAAGGACGUGCUCUGCGCCGUGAUGUCGAUGAUCUCGGUCGACUUGGUGUGGGGCACCAUGCAAGACACGGCCUUCUACUUGGACUGGUGUGGCAAGGUGAUCCGGGCGAAAAUGGCCCACAAGAGGAAGCUUCUGCCCAAGGCCCGGCUCUUGCACCGUAUCUUUGCCAGCAUGCGCCUCAUCCAGGACCUGACCAGCUUGGACGUGGAUAACGACCACGGGUCCGAGGAGUUUUUGGACGGGCCGUUUGGGCUUUUGGAAAAGGGCCGCAUCGACUACAUCGUGGACGCCACGCCGCUUUUCGUCGACAAGAAGUUGGUCAAUGCCGACAAGCACGACGAGCGGUUUGCUACGGCGGCGCUCAACGGGCUUCCGAGUCUGCUUCUUGCGCUCUUUGGUGAUACUGUGCGGUUGCGGCGAGAAAUGAUGCGCCAGAACGCUUCGCCGGCUUUCGCCGACAAAAUUCUGCAGUUGCAGUCCCGCAUGGACCACUGGACGCUUGACUGGAAACUUUUCGACGACCAGAAACGGUUCCCGUCGCCAAUGCACGAGGCCACAUACCUUCACAUCAUGUCGUUCUACCACGCUUUGGUGAUUUACUUCCGCCGCUUGAUUCAGCAGGUCCCGCCUUCCGAGAUCCAGGACAAGGUGCGCCAGACCCUCGAGCAUUUGAACCUGCUCCAGAAACUCAUAGCCGCAGACGAGGCCCACAUCAUCCCGCUUUUUUGGCAGGGCUUUAUUGCGGGAUGCGAAGCGACAUCGGAGGAGCUCCAGGCGGGCUUCAAACAAUGGGGUGCCGAUAUAGCGCAGUAUUUGGGCAGUUACUGGGGUGCCAGACAGAUCAUGCUUGAAGUGUGGAGGCGCAAACGUUUGCACGAAGCAGGCGCAGAUUGGGUCAGUGUGAUUCGGGACUGGGAAAUGAACCUUAUGCUCAAUUAA
This is a messenger RNA of Clavispora lusitaniae ATCC 42720, 2172 nucleotides long. It is a transcript of the gene ARG81, whose product is annotated as Arg81p. NCBI's taxonomy places the organism in Eukaryota, Fungi, Ascomycota, Pichiomycetes, Serinales, Metschnikowiaceae. Gene Ontology annotation, cellular component: nucleus. The record is from RefSeq and is a predicted model, not a curated record. Gene Ontology annotation, molecular function: zinc ion binding; DNA-binding transcription factor activity, RNA polymerase II-specific; RNA polymerase II cis-regulatory region sequence-specific DNA binding. Gene Ontology annotation, biological process: positive regulation of transcription by RNA polymerase II.